AUGAGGGGCUCUUUCUUCUCGUUCUUGACCACUUUGUUUCUCUUCUUGACUCUCUCUGCUGCCAGUCCAGUGGGCCAGGAUGCUGGCAAUCUUGCAAAGCGUGUCAAUGCCGGCUCGCUGCAGCAGGUGACUAACUUUGGGAGCAACCCUUCUGGAACGAAGAUGUACAUCUACGUUCCCAAGAAGUUGGCCAGCAACCCCGGUGUCGUCGUUGCCAUCCACUACUGCACUGGUACCGCCCAAGCUUACUACACUGGCUCCCCUUACGCUCAGCUGGCUGAGCAGUAUGGCUUCAUUGUCAUCUACCCCGAAAGCCCCUACAGCGGAACUUGCUGGGAUGUCAGCUCCAAGGCUGCUCUGACCCACAACGGUGGUGGUGACAGCAACUCGAUCGCCAACAUGGUCGACUGGACUACCAAGCAGUACAAGGUGGACACCAGCAAGAUCUUCGUCACCGGAUCUAGCUCUGGUGCCAUGAUGACCAACGUCAUGGCCGCAACCUACCCCGAGCUGUUCAAGGCCGCCGUUGUUUACUCCGGAGUUCCCGCCGGAUGCUUCUACUCCGCCGCCAACCAAGCCGAUGCUUGGAACAGCAGCUGCGCCCAGGGUAAAGUGAUCAGCACCCCUCAGCACUGGGGCGGAAUCGCCAAGGCCAUGUACGCCGGCUACACUGGCUCUCGCCCUCGCAUGCAGAUCUACCACGGUACCGCCGACACCACCCUCUACCCUCAGAACUUCUACGAGACCUGCAAGGAGUGGGCCGGUGUCUUCGGCUACAACUACGAUGCGCCCCAAUCGGUUCUGAACAACAACCCCCAGGCCAACUACAAGACCACCAACUGGGGUCCCAACCUGCAGGGUAUUCUCGCCACCGGCGUUGGUCACACUGUUCCGAUUCACGGUUCGAAGGAUAUGGAUUGGUUUGGAUUUUCAGGUAGCGGUUCCUCCGACGGCGGCUCCCCCGGCAGCGGCUCCUCGCCUUCUACGACCACAUCGACUAACCAAGGCAGCACAACGACGACAAGCGUGAGCACGGGUCCUACCCAAGGCUCUGGAGGAUCUGGCGGCUCGGGCGGCGGCGUUGCCCAACAAUGGGGCCAAUGUGGAGGUAACGGUUGGACUGGUCCAACUCAAUGCGCGGCAGGACUCACCUGCACGGCCUCUAACCCCUGGUACUCCCAGUGUCUGUAA
Messenger RNA from Penicillium oxalicum, 1191 nucleotides. RefSeq names its product putative acetyl xylan esterase (gene axeA). Gene Ontology annotation, molecular function: hydrolase activity; cellulose binding. The record is from RefSeq and is a predicted model, not a curated record. Gene Ontology annotation, biological process: carbohydrate metabolic process. Bases 1 to 1191 code for a protein of 396 amino acids. Gene Ontology annotation, cellular component: extracellular region. The transcript is spliced from 3 exons. Lineage: Eukaryota; Fungi; Ascomycota; Eurotiomycetes; Eurotiales; Aspergillaceae.